This is a messenger RNA of Ostrinia furnacalis (Asian corn borer), 3019 nucleotides long. Its product is annotated as zinc finger protein 814. Gene Ontology annotation, cellular component: nucleus. The record is from RefSeq and is a predicted model, not a curated record. Gene Ontology annotation, molecular function: zinc ion binding; sequence-specific DNA binding; DNA-binding transcription factor activity, RNA polymerase II-specific. Lineage: Eukaryota; Metazoa; Arthropoda; Insecta; Lepidoptera; Crambidae. Gene Ontology annotation, biological process: regulation of transcription by RNA polymerase II. The coding region runs from base 187 to 2721 and encodes 844 amino acids. The transcript has 3 exons.
CCAUUUUUUGUGUUUGACGUUGUUGUCUUGUCAAAAGAUUUCGCUCUUUUUUCUAAUAAUUCUUUUAAUUCUAUCAGUAAUUACAAUUGAAUUCUCUGUCAUUAAAUUGUCUAAACUCAAAUUAAUAUUCGAAUUCUAUACCGAAAGUGUAAAUUACUAUAACUGCAAACAUAACCUAAAAAACAAAUGGAGCCAAGUGAUUGUGGUUUAUUUCUUCCAAACUUAGCUAACCCUAUAAAAAAUCAGCCGAGAAUAUUGAAUUUUACAUGUGAUAUGCCUAAUGCCGACGGAGUCGGUCUUAAUAAGAGUAAAAAAGUAAAAAGGGAGUGCUUAACCACAAAUAAUGCUGUUAAGUUCCUUCUAGAAGGACAGCUAAAAAGGAAGGUCUGCAGGUAUUGCCUGAAUGUGACGUCCCCUCUAUCGGAGCUAGACCAAGUCUUGCAAGUGGGUGGCUCUGGAGUACUAUAUAAAGUAACAAUAAGGAAUAUGGUUGCUUCUUUUUAUCCAUAUAAGGUGACAGAUGACCCCAAUUUCCCUAACAAAAUCUGCAACAAAUGUCUGAACCAAACAAUCAGGUCAUAUUUGUUUACACAGCAGUGUGAACGCUCUGAAAGGGCAUUACGAAAUUGCUUAGAAGAUAUGUAUAAUAAAUUCGAGAAGCUAGACCCUUUGGAACCUCAGAAAAAAAGAGGCAGACAGAAAUUAAUCCCGAAUCAUAACGUCCUGUACGCCGAACAUGAAAAAGUUAUAGAUUACGCUGAACCGCUUAUCAAUAUUGUGAACAGCGGUGCAGAAUUGACGGAACAAGUUAUUGAUAGUAAAUUUGAGUGCCCAAAGUGUUGGCAAAUACUACCAAAUUUAGAGUCGUUGCUCAACCAUGAGAAACAGCAUCCAAAGUCCAUGUGGUACAGUUGUCGGCAUUGCGGCAAGUCUUUUACCAGCCGUAACCAUUUGAAGAAACAUGUACGUACAACACAUGAAGUGGCAAAACCGGCUUUACCUUUACCAAAGACUGAUUUUAAGUGCGCUGAAUGCGGAGUUGUAAGUGAGAAGUAUAACGAACAUUUGCAACAUAUUGAGAAGCAUAAAUUCCAGAAUGUCUUGGAGCGUUUGAUUGAAAAAAAUAUGGAUGAAUUGUGUGCAGUUUGUUUGGACGUAAACCCAAAGUUGGUAGACUUGGAAGAGAUGGUCUGCCUUCACGGAGGAUUCCCAGAGAUGAUGGGGGAACGGACCCUGUACAGUAUCAUUGGUUCUACAGUGCCUGAUAAAUCAUCAUACAAAUAUCAAGAGCUGCUUGUGCCUAAACAAGCCAAGAUUGUAACCAUUUUGAAAGUUAAUAAAGACAAACACAACUUUGUCAUAUCAGCUCCUAUUGUUAUCUCUAAAGAUGACAUAGAUUUUGAUGAUUUGUACAUGUUUGAAUUUAGUUCACCCAUUAAUUUAGACAAAAACAUGAUUAUUACUCCUGAAAAUAAGCUUGAAGUCAGUGACAAUACUCAAAAUAAUGAUUUCAAUGAGUGUAAUAAUCCUAAAGAUACUGCCACUGUUACUGAUCCAGGAAAAACAUCUGAUAAAAACAAUAUUGGUGAUGCUAGCAAUGAAAAUAACUCUAUUAUGCCACCAGCAUACAAUAAAAGUAACAGUGCCAAAGAAAUUGCUGAAAAUAUCUACUCUUUCUCAAAACCUGAGUACAUUCAUGAUUUAAUCAGUACUGAAACUAAAUUUGACUCUGAUGAUCUGGUGAAAGUAACUGAAAUGGAAGUAAUUCUUGAUUCAACCUGUAAUAAAGCAAUUAAUGAAAAACCAUGCAAUGUUUGCUGGAUAUUUAAGAAUACUAUUUGUGAGAAAUGUUCAAAAGUAAACAAUAUUAUUGAGAAUGCAAAACCUCUUGGCAUGAAGGAAGAUGAAGUCAUUGUUAGCAAAAAACCUUGUCAGUUUUGCUGGGUAUUCAAAAACUGCCCUAGAUGCGAUUAUUGCAAGAACAUUUUAAAAGAAUCUCUUGAAUUAACUUCUGGUGAUGUCAUUAACAAAAUAAAUGAAGAAUUAGAAGUAAAUGAAGAAAAAGCUCAUCCUAAGAAAAGAAAGCUCCCUGAUGACUUAAAACCAACUGCUAAACGAGCCAAAUGGCAGUGCCAGUUUUGUUUAUCAUCCAAUAUAGAUACAAACUCAUGUCUGUGCUGUGAUGCUCAGAGAUAUUUAUAUGAAGAUAAUUCGAAAAUCAAGUUUAAUUUCAAUAAAGAUUUCUUCAAGAAAUUGAAUGAAAACAAUGACAGCUUUGCUAUUAAAGCUAAAAAUACUGAUAUCAUUCAAGAAACUAUUGAUUUGAUUGAUGCAAAUGAAGAUAUCCCAAAAAAAGUUGAAAAUUUAAUUAAUAAUGAUAGUAAAAAAAUGGAAAACGUCAUUUCAACCACUGAAAACAAUGUUGUAACCAUUGAUAAUGAAGUAGAAAUGGAAGCCUCACCUUCCACUGAAUAUGAAAAAGUUGUGGAAAGUGAAGAUAUGGAAAUAGCAGAGGAAAAUGAUAAUAUCUCCAAUGUAUCCAUAAUAAAUCAACCAGUUGUUUUCCCUAUAAUGUGUGAUUGGAUGCCAAAUGAAAUGGCCACUGAAAAACCAAUUUCAACAUUCCAAUUUAAUAUUGGAGCUACCACAGCAGAUGAUAGGAAAUGUGCUAGAAGAUAUAAAAGACCUUUGAAAAGAUCUGCUCCAUCUUUUCAUAAAUAAUUUAUAACAUUUACAAUUGAUUGAUUCUUGAAUACUGGAAGAUGCAUCAAUUACGAAAAUAUAUCAAAUUAUAUUGUGUUUAGUAGCUUGCUAUUGCUAUACUCAAUACACAUGUGCUGUGCUAUAUUUAUCUUUAGAUCUACUCUUAAAUUAUUUCCCAAUGUUAGAUCAUAAGGGUGCAUACUUAACAUAGUAGUAGUUAGUGUUACAUUUAACCUACUUAUUUUAGUAUGUUUAUGUAUUAUAUUCAUAAGAACCUUGCUUAUUUAUCUUUUGUUUACAAUAGUUUAAUCUUUUG